This is a messenger RNA of Rotaria socialis, 2703 nucleotides long. The record is from the annotation of a GenBank genome assembly. Lineage: Eukaryota; Metazoa; Rotifera; Eurotatoria; Philodinida; Philodinidae.
AUGUUAACGGUACCUUCAAGUGUAGAAGUACCAGUAUUUUAUCCUACGUAUGAUGAAUUUAAAGAUUUUUCAGCUUUUAUUGCUUCUAUUGAAGCACGUGGUGCGCAUAAAAUUGGCUUAGCAAAAAUCGUUCCACCAAAGGAAUGGACGCCACGUAAAAUGGGUUACAAAAGCAAACAAAUCGAUGAAAAAUUAGUAGAAAAUCCAAUAAAACAAGAAGUUCGGGGAAAAGAUGGAAUUUAUUCUGUAUUCAAUAUUCAACAACGAUCAAUAAAAUUAAGUUCAUUUAAAAGAUUAGCAUCGUCCAGUCGAUAUGCAGCAUCGUCAGCGAUCUCGAAUGACCUAGAAAAACUAGAGAAAAAAUAUUGGCAAAGUUUAACAUCGAACGCACCGAUCUAUGGAGCCGACGUCAGUGGUUCAUUUUAUGAUGAGAGCCAAAGCAUUUGGAAUGUAAAUAAUUUGGGCACCAUUCUUGAUGAUCUCGUUACUGAAUGUGGAACGAAAAUUCAAGGUGUGAAUACAGCUUAUUUAUAUUUUGGUAUGUGGAAAGCAAGUUUUGCUUGGCAUACUGAAGAUAUGGAACUCUAUUCGGUUAAUUAUCUCCAUUUCGGUGCACCGAAACAAUGGUACGUGAUUCCACCAUCGUAUGGUAGAAAAUUCGAACAAUUUGCUGCAUCUCGUUUUCCUCAAUUGGCACGUCGAUGUCCAGCAUUUCUUCGUCAUAAAAUGACAGUCAUAUCACCAACAAUAUUGACACAACAAUCGAUUCCAUACAGUAAAAUAACACAAUAUGAAGGCGAAUUUAUAAUUACAUUUCCUUACGGUUAUCAUGCUGGAUUUAAUUAUGGUUUCAAUUGUGCUGAAUCAACAAAUUUCGCUUUAGAACGUUGGAUUGAAUAUGGAAAACAUUCAGUAAGAUGUGCGUGCCGCGAUGAUAUGGUUACGAUCAGUAUGGAUGUAUUUGUACAUAAAUAUCAACCAGAACUAUAUGAAGAUUGGUGUCGAGGAAUUAAUUUAACGCCACAUCCUGAAGAUAAGCCAUCGUCAAGAAUAAAUAAAAAUAAAUUUUUGGCGAAAAAACAUUUAUUAAUGAAUAAGAAUCCUAGUAAAACAACUUGUGUCGAAUCCUCAAGAACUGUCGAACAGCAUCAAUAUCAUAAACGUAUAUCCGACGAACGAUAUGUUUGUAUAUUUCUUAAUUUAGCAAAAUUUGACAAGCAAAACCAACAAUCGACUAGUCAACAUCCAGUUCCGUUGAUUCGAGCUGCAUUGUGUCGUGCAAAAUUUCAAACGAAUAAAAAUCCGAUAAAAAAUUCUCAUAAACUUCUAUGUUUAACAGCUAAUUUAGUGUCAAAUCUUCCCUCGAAUGUUUCAAUAUUUUUUAAUGGCCUAAAACAGGCAGGCAACUAUCGAGAAGAUAUUCUCGAUGGUCUUUGGAAUUAUCAAUGUUUAAAUAUUAAAUCUGAACAACUAUUUAAUCGAUGGUUAUGUAAUCAAUCCUCACAUUGCUCAAUAUGCUAUUUUUUUAUUGCCAAUAAAUCCAAUACGACUGACUCAAAUCAAUCAGCAUCAUCAAUUCGUUGUUUAUUAAAAUCAGAAGUAUUUUAUAAUCCAUCUGAUAAUUCUAAUGAACUACUUCGAUGUUCAAUGUGUCAUAUAAGUGUACAUCGAGAAUGCUAUGAAAGCGUAUGUCUUGCGAUCAAUGCAGAUAUUAAUGAUGAAUAUGAUCCAUGGUUAUGUCAACACUGUAUUUUGAAAAAACAGAGUUCGAAAACAAUUGAUGAUCGUUGUUCAGCUUGUUUAAUUCGUGGUGGUCUUCUGCUGCAUCCAAAUUUAUCUCCGUCUUUUAUUCAUGCCAUCUGUUCAAUAUAUCAAGCAUAUCAAUUAUCAUGCCAGUCAAAUUUGUGCCAUUAUUGUUCAUCAUUUUGUCCAUUAAGUUAUCGUCGUCUAUCAACUCAUAGUUUUGCCUCUUGUAAUCACUAUCAAUGUAAAAAUACAUUUCAUAUUACAUGUGGUCUAAUCAGCGGAUGUACAUUUCAAUAUGAUCAAGAUUAUUCAAUUAUUGACGCUCGAUGUCAUUUGCAUCCACUUACUUCUAUAUCAAGUCCAUCACCAGCCAACGAUGAAAUGGAUGAUAAAACAAUAAAAUAUCCUCACAAUCUAAUAGAUGAAAAACAAAAUUAUGAUGGUGACAUAGUUGAAGAAAAGAAGCGUGUACCUUCAGGUACUAGAGUACUAAUUAAUGAAUCAAAGGGACAAAAACUUGGUCAAGUUAUACGCAAUGAAAUAAGUUAUCACUAUUCAGUUGACUUCGGUGAUGAUACUUACAGUCACGAUAUGCUUGCUGAAGAUAUACUUGAUGCUGAUCCAUCGAAAUUGGUGAUCGGUUCAAAUAUACGUAUUCGAUGGACAGAUGGUACAAUAUACACAUGCAAAUAUUUGGGUUGUCAACGAGUACUUUUGUAUCAUAUUAAAAUUGAUAAUGAAACACGACAAAUGCAGCGAAGUGAAUUUUCACUUGAUAUACAAUUACCAUCGCCGCCAUUUACACCUUCUACAAAUGAGCAUGAAAUUGAUUUUAAUCGGUCGUCUUCGUUGAAGACAACAACAAAACGACAAAAUCAACAGCAAAAACAGCAAAUAAAACGAAAACGACGAUGUCUUCUAAUAUCAUCAUCUUCUUCUUCAUCUGACGAAUCUUAG